UGACAGCAUCGCUCCGUGUACGAGUGAUCUGCAUGGAAUCUGCGCUAACCAGAUGCUCCUGGCAGUGUGGCAGUGUUGGUGGAGGCUGGCGAAGGACAACAAUCUGAGCCCUGGGUCCCUGCUGCAGGAGAACAUGAGAACCUGAUUUUCUCAAAUGCUGAGAAGGGGCGUGUCGACUGUGCUCACCUCAUGAAUAUGGAGCAGCAGGGACUCGGACACUCCCCUCCAUGUUGAACUUGUGUCGCCAGCUCCAGCUCCGACCAGCACUCAGUCAGUUAGUCAGUCAGUCAGCCAGUCAACACAGGGUACGGCUGCCGCAUGGCUACUGUGUAAACUUCCCUCAGCAACAAGUGGAAAGUGGGCUAAAGAAAGGGCGCGGAGAGGCCGAGGGACAACACUGGGACGAGGUCUCCUAUGAGUCGUGAACCUGUGCUUCGCUGACCAAAGUGUUGUUUCCCGCUCGUGCAUGUUUAAUGCAGAGGAGCAGAGCUAUGGUGCCGUGUGUCGGCCAGACUACUAGUACAAACGAGUGGCGACAGCAGUCCGCAGCCAUGAUUUGGAGACGGGGCUCGGUCAUCGCUGCCCUUUUACUCUGCUUUCUUGCCAAGGUGUCAGAGGGAUCCGGACAAUUCGAACUGCAAAUCCUAUCGAUGCACAAUGUGAACGGGGAGCUGCUGAACGGCAUGUGUUGCGACGGCACACGGAACACGGCGGAUAGAAAAUGCACACGGGACGAGUGCGAUACCUUUUUUAAAGUUUGCCUGAAGGAAUACCAGUCAAGAGUUUCUGCUGCAGGGCCCUGCAGCUUCGGAAUGGGAUCUACGCCUGUCCUCGGAGGGAAUACCUUUUCUUUCAGGAGCUCUGUCAGGAAUGAUAAAUCCAGGAUUGUUUUGCCCUUCAGUUUUGCCUGGCCGAGAUCCUACACUUUGAUAGUAGAGGCCUUGGACCUAAACAAUGAAACCAGUGGUGCCGAUGGAAGAGUGAUAGAGAAAGCUUCCCAUUCCGGCAUGAUAAACCCCAGCCCACAUUGGCAAAAGCUGACUCACAACGGCCCUGUGGCCCAGUUUGAGUACCAGAUCCGAGUCAGCUGUGAUGAGCACUACUAUGGAUUUGGCUGCAACAAGUUUUGUCGGCCACGUGACGAGUUCUUUGGACAUUACACAUGUGACUUCAAUGGAAACAAGACAUGUCUGGAAGGUUGGUCGGGGCCUGACUGCAACACAGCUAUAUGCCGACAAGGUUGCAGCACUGAACAUGGAUCCUGUAAGGAACCAGGUGGAUGCAAGUGCCUCUAUGGCUGGCAGGGCCAGUACUGUGACAAAUGCAUCCCUCAUCCAGGAUGUGUGCACGGCACAUGUGUGGAGCCCUGGCAGUGUCUAUGUGACACCAACUGGGGCGGCCACCUUUGUGACAAAGAUCUGAACUACUGUGGCACUCACCAGCCCUGCUUGAAUGGAGGGACAUGUAUCAACACAGGACCUGACAAGUACCAGUGUACAUGUGCGGAUGGUUAUUCUGGUGCCAACUGUGAGAGGGCCGAUCAUGCCUGCCUGUCCAACCCCUGCUCUAAUGGAGGGAGCUGUUCAGAAACCAGUCAAGGCUACGACUGUCUGUGUUUGCCCGGCUGGAGUGGCCCCUCCUGCACUAUAAAUGUUGACGACUGCUCUCCAAACCCCUGUAACCAUGGAGGUACCUGCCAGGACCUGGUCAAUAGUUACAAAUGUCACUGUCCCUCACAGUGGACGGGGAAAACGUGUUUGAUAGAUGCCAAUGAAUGUGAUAGCAAGCCUUGUGUCAAUGCAAACUCGUGCCGCAACCUGAUUGGUGGAUACUUCUGCGAGUGUGUCCCUGGUUGGAUGGGGCAAAACUGCGACAUCAAUAUAAACGACUGCAAGGACCAGUGCCAAAAUGGAGGAACUUGUAAGGACUUGGUAAAUGGUUAUCGUUGCUUAUGCCCCCCUGGUUUCACUGGUGAGCACUGUGAGAGAGACAUUGAUGAGUGCUCCACCUCGCCAUGUCUGAACGGCGGCCGCUGUCAGGAUGAAGUAAAUGGCUUCCAGUGCCUGUGUCUGGCUGGCUUCUCAGGAAAUCUCUGCCAGCUGGAUAUCGAUUACUGCUUGCCUAACCCGUGUCAGAAUGGAGCAGCCUGCUUCAACCUGGCCACAGACUACUACUGUGCAUGUCCAGAGGAUUACGAGGGGAAAAACUGCUCCCACCUCAAGGACCACUGCCGCACCACGACGUGUAAAGUGAUCGACAGCUGCACGGUAGCUGUGGCAUCCAACAGCACACCAGGAGGAGAGCGUUACAUUUCCUCAAAUGUGUGUGGACCUCACGGCCAGUGCCGAAGCCAGGCUGGGGGCCAGUUCAGCUGUGAAUGUCAGGAGGGCUUCAGGGGCACCUACUGUCACGAGAAUAUAAAUGACUGUGAGAGUAAUCCAUGUCGAAAUGGAGGUACCUGCAUUGACAAAGUCAGCGUGUAUCAGUGCAUAUGCGGCGAUGGCUGGGAAGGUGACCACUGUGAAAUCAACAUAGAUGACUGCAGCACCAACCCCUGUCAUAAUGGAGGGACAUGUCGAGACCUGGUGACUGACUUUUUUUGCGAGUGUAAAAAUGGCUGGAAGGGAAAGACAUGCCACUCCCGCGAAAGCCAAUGUGAUGAAGCCACGUGCAACAAUGGUGGCACCUGCCAUGACGAGGGCAAUGCGUUCCAAUGCAAGUGUUCGCCAGGAUGGGAGGGGACGACCUGCAACAUAGCCAAAAACUCAAGUUGUCUUCCCAACCCAUGUGAGAAUGGAGGCACAUGUGUGGUAACUGGGGAGUCAUUCACCUGCGUCUGCAAAGAAGGCUGGGAGGGUCCCACGUGCACACAGAACACAAAUGACUGCAGUCCCCACCCAUGCUACAACAGUGGGACCUGUGUGGACGGUGAUAACUGGUACCGUUGCGAGUGUGCCCCGGGCUUUGCCGGUCCAGACUGUCGCAUCAAUAUUAAUGAGUGCCAGUCUUCUCCCUGUGCCUUUGGCUCUACUUGCGUGGAUGAGAUCAACCGAUAUCGCUGCUUGUGUCCACCAGACAGGACCGGACUGCAGUGUCAGGACGUUACAAGAAAACCUUGCACUGUUAACGGACACACCACCCCUGAUGGAGUCAAAUGGGACGAAGACUGCAACACAUGUCAAUGUUCCAACGGGAAGGUGGUGUGCACAAAGAUGUGGUGCGGACCUCAGUCCUGCACACUGAGUUCUAAGGGCCAAGGUGGCUGCCCCUCCAGUCAGAGUUGCAUCCCCAUCAGGGAGGGCCACUGCUUUAUCAAGCCCUGCCUGGACUUAGGAGAGUGCUGGCACUCCAACCCUCCCCCGCCUCUCCCUAAAUGCCACCCCAGCUCUGGUUACCAGGACGACAGCUGUGCCAACAUCACCUUCACCUUUAACAAGGAGAUCAUGUCCCCGCAAAUUCAGGGUUUGACUGUGGAGGGAGUGUGUAAGCAGCUGAGGCACUACGUGGUGAAGAAUUUCUCCUUGGAGCAUUCCGUGUCCAUAACUUGUGACCCCUCAUACUCAGCCAGCAACGAGAUCCACGUCUGUAUCUCAACAGGGGACCAUCGCCUGGACCACAGCCCCAUCAAAGAGAUCACAGACAGGAUAAUCGACUUGGUUAGCAAACACAAUGGGAACAACACCAUAAUCUCUGCCAUUGCAGAAGUCCGUAUGCCAAGCCCCAGCAAAACUGACUACCUAGUACCGCUCCUGAGCUCCGUCUUCAUUGUGAUCUGGGUCCUGGUGCUGGUCUCUACACUGCUGUGGUGCAUGCGUCGCCGGCGGAAGCAGGGCGGCCACAACGGGACGUCGGUCGCCGUCUCCGAGGACAACACCACCAACAAUGUGAGGGAACAGCUCAACCAGAUCAAGAAUCCUAUAGAGAAGCACGUGGGCCUCACGGUGGCCAUAAAAGACUACGAAAACAAGAACUCCCUCAUUGCCAAAAUAAGGACAAACAGUCCCGAGGGGGACGAGGAUGACAAGGAGAGGCACUUGCAGAAGAGCCGCUUUGCCAAACAGCCAGCAUACACACUGGUGGAGAGGGACGAGAAGAUGCCCAUCUCCAACUCCACGUCCAAACACCCUAAUUGGACUAAUAAACAGGACAACAGAGACUUGGAGACGGCAAACAGCAUAAACAGAAUGGACUACAUUGUAUAGCAGACAGCUGUGUUGCUGUGCAACCAAGCCUCACGCCUUUGCACCCCGGUGGUGGGUGAAAACAGGGGAGCUUUCCGACAUGUGCGGUUGGUAAAACUCUUCAUGUCAGUUGUGAUCCCACAGUAUUUUUUUUUUCUUUCAGAUAUUCCCCGUGUUAAUUUAAGUUUUGACAAGCUGGCUUACACUGGCAGUGACAGUUGCUUUGGUUGGCUGGAAACACAAGGCACUGGUAAACAUUUCACUGUAGAAAUAGUCGCAAAAAAAAAAACAAAAUCAAAAAAAAAAUCGUGUCUACAUUUCAUUUCCCCUUUUGUUUAUGACUUCAGUGGACACAGAGGGGGGUCUCGGUGUAAUUGUUUAACGAUGACAAAAAAAAA
Cynoglossus semilaevis (tongue sole) is the source of this 4579-nucleotide messenger RNA. RefSeq names its product jagged canonical Notch ligand 1b (gene jag1b). The record is from RefSeq and is a predicted model, not a curated record. Gene Ontology annotation, biological process: multicellular organism development; cell communication; Notch signaling pathway. The coding region runs from base 474 to 4202 and encodes 1242 amino acids. Lineage: Eukaryota; Metazoa; Chordata; Actinopteri; Pleuronectiformes; Cynoglossidae. The transcript is spliced from 27 exons. Gene Ontology annotation, molecular function: calcium ion binding; Notch binding. Gene Ontology annotation, cellular component: membrane.